AUGCAGCUAUUUGAGAAUUUGCCAGACAAUCUCCGAAGACUUUUGUAUACAAGAAAGGUCAAAAGGCGGUCAACCACGCUCUUUCAACCCGAUGAGUAUUGGAGGGAAUAUAUCUUGCGGGUGCACACUCCGUUCCGCGAGGAAAACGAUUCUCUGUUCUUGCUCCUACUCGAACAUGGCGCUGGCAUCGACAGUACCUUCGCCACUGGCGCAACCCCGUUGUGGGUUGCAGUGAACCAGCCAAAUACACACCUUUCUCAACGCUUGAUAGCCAAUGGGGCUGACGUCCAUUUUGCUAAUGAUGCCGGCAACAUAAUUCUGCAUGUAGCCGCGACUGGUUACAACGAGGAGGUUAUCCGCUUUCUUCUUGUCAAGGGAACAAAUGUUCACUUGAAGAAUGUCGUAGGGUGGUCUCGACGAAUACCAAAGCCAGCAACUGUGGGCCAGUACCGAAUCCACAUCAUUACAAAAUUCAGUGCCUAUGUGGCAUUGGCGUUCGAUAUGAACAAGUUAGACGUAUUUCGGGACAAUUCAUUAUUGAUUUUGAUCAUUACUGUUGAGCAGUCCAUAUCUGCGCAUAUUACGGAAUACGCUGAGGCGAUAAAGCUUCAAUAUACACAUCUGGUGACUGGCCUUGCACACGCCAGAGACAGCUCCAGUUUAGGUCGCAUUGUCGCAAAGAAAGAAGUAAUGGGCGGAUAUGUAAAUGGAAUGGAAGCAGCCCUACCUAUUAUCUCUUCCUAUUCUCGUGUCUCGUACAUAGUCAUAUGCCGCUUGAUGCACUGGAUGCAUCUGCGUGCGCAAUUCAGGCAUACCAUACCCAUGUCCCUCAACAGAAUUAUGAGGCAGACUCCCGAGAAGCAAUUCAAAUGUGCUGUUUGUGACCGCUUGUUUACUCGUAUUGACCACCUGAAACGUCACCAGCUCCGCCCGAUAACUUGCGUGAUCAUUAUAAUGAUUGUCCUCAGCGUGGGGAUCGUCUUAUUCCGGAGACUAGCCAAAGAGGCAGGAGACGUCAUGCUUGUGAAUCUGAAAGUUCCCUCUUUCCCCCCCUCACGAUCUCCCAGAUUUAACUCAACGAAAUCUGACGACUUUGAUCAGACUUAUGAGCGAGGCUCAGUUAAGUUUUUACUCAAUGGAGGCACUGAUAGCUUUAUAAAAGGCUUCCAUCUCCCCUCCCGCCAUGACAAAGCCCAACCUCUUUCCUGGGCUGGGAGUGGCCAUAGCCAUAAUGUGGGAAACGUGAACCAAGCCAUGAGUACGCGGAAUGCUGCCAAUUUGCCAAAUAGCGAUCAUACCAAUCAUCCUGAGUCGGGUAUCGAGAGCCAGCCUGUGGAUGUCGCAUUUUACAAUGACGGUUUUCUUCAGUUUUUUAACCAAUGCAACAACAGUACUCGAUUUCAUCCGGACGAAACCUCCACUUCAUUCACUCAACCAUCCGCGACUUCCAUUCAGGAUUUUACCCUAACAUCUUCCACUGACCCAUAUUUUGAGCCAGAAAGUCAUUACUCGACGAACUUGAUACAGUCGAUCCUGUCAAAAUCAUGGGAGUUGGGAUUUGAUGAUAUGACGUCAAUGGGGAUUGCGCAAGAGCUACGAUCCUUGUUAAUGACCCAAAGAAUCCAAAAAUUUAUCUCCCUCUACUUUGAUCACUGGCAAAGUAACUGUCCAAUGAUACAUCAGCCGACAUUCAAUCCCGAAGCAACAGCAUCUCCGCUUCUUGCUGCCAUGGUCCUUAUGGGAGCUACGUAUUCAGAGAAUGCGACCGAAAAACUUACUGCGAAAAAGAUGUUCGAUCUAAUAGAGGCUUACGUUUUCUCCACCGACGUAUAUUCCCAAGACUUUGAUAUUGCUCAAUCAUAUAAGACCACCCAAUGUCAAGUCGAUGUAAAGACGGACUGGAGGAGCUUUGAAAAUUUCCAAGCGGGAUAUUUGAUGUUUUUGGUACAAUACUGGGGAGGAACUAGGACUGCGAUGAAUCGAAUGGUAGAGGUUAGGUUGGGGGAGAUAGUCAAGGUUGCACGUCAAAUGCGAUUGACGAAAUGUAGACAUGGCCUCGAAGAGCAAAUGGAUGAGUGUCUUUGGCUCCAGAAAGAGUGUCGGAUAAGACACCCAUUCCUGGAGCCAAACUUCCGACUCAGCCGCGAGAUGACCGUGUACCAGGCUUUUCAAAAUCUGUUCGUGGAAAAUGGGCCUGUCCGGCCCCUUUUCGUUGACCACUGCACAAACAAAUUACACUUAGGGAUAAUGGACAUGUUCCACCUCAUCCACCGGGAACCAAAGCUCAUAUUCGCAGUGAUAUUCGCUCACAUCCAUCUGGUUAUAAACCUGUCGAUGCCGCGAUUUGGAAACGGAAACGCAAAUCAACAAGAGUUGACCACUGUUAGUGGCAUAAAGGUCGCUCUUGAACACUGGCGGUCGUUGUGGAUCUCCCUUCGCACGGAGCUUCAUGGCGAUGAGUGGGAAGGGGUGGGGUUCUUUAGAGGAGCCUACAAUUUCUGGCUCGUAUCUCAGUUGCUCAUUAGCAAGAGUGCUAGCGUGGAUAUUCUGAUGAAAAUGGAUAUCAAUUGCGAGGACAAGCUAAGCCAACUGAAGGCCCUAAUAGCGGACGACUUUGAUUAG
This is a messenger RNA of Histoplasma mississippiense, 2622 nucleotides long. RefSeq lists its product with no specific name. Gene Ontology annotation, molecular function: protein binding; DNA-binding transcription factor activity, RNA polymerase II-specific; zinc ion binding. The record is from RefSeq and is a predicted model, not a curated record. NCBI's taxonomy places the organism in Eukaryota, Fungi, Ascomycota, Eurotiomycetes, Onygenales, Ajellomycetaceae. Gene Ontology annotation, biological process: regulation of transcription by RNA polymerase II; DNA-templated transcription. The transcript has 11 exons. The coding region runs from base 1 to 2622 and encodes 873 amino acids. Gene Ontology annotation, cellular component: chromatin.